Alternaria rosae is the source of this 3723-nucleotide messenger RNA. RefSeq lists its product as uncharacterized. Gene Ontology annotation, molecular function: beta-glucosidase activity; carbamoyl-phosphate synthase (glutamine-hydrolyzing) activity. Lineage: Eukaryota; Fungi; Ascomycota; Dothideomycetes; Pleosporales; Pleosporaceae. The record is from RefSeq and is a predicted model, not a curated record. Gene Ontology annotation, biological process: glucan catabolic process; 'de novo' pyrimidine nucleobase biosynthetic process; L-glutamine metabolic process. Bases 1 to 3723 code for a protein of 1240 amino acids. The transcript is spliced from 7 exons.
AUGCGUUCUUUUAUUUUUCCUGUGCUUGCUACGGCUGCUUUAUCGCAAGCUUCAGCCAUUCCGUCCGAAUUACUUUCUUCGAAGCGUGCCGUGGGAAACUGGGACGAUGCCCAUGCGAAAGCGACGGCUGCUCUUGCAAAACUAUCGCAGAACGAGAAGAUUGGCAUCGUUACGGGUGUGGGUUGGCAGAACGGUAACUGCGUUGGCAACACCAAACCGGCUGCUUCGAUUGGAUAUCCGUCGCUUUGUCUGCAAGAUGGACCCCUCGGUGUUCGCUACGUCCAAGGUGUAACUGCAUUCAGCGCAGCUAUCCAUGCCGCCAGCACCUGGGACAUCGAUCUCAUUCGUGAACGCGGCGCCUUCCUUGGUGCUGAAGCAAAAGAGCUGGGCGUCCACGUCCAGCUCGGACCUUCAGCUGGACCUCUCGGCAAGUUUGCCAACGGUGGCCGAAACUGGGAAGGAUUCGGUUCCGAUCCCUACCUUCAAGGCAUUAUGAUGGCAGAGACCAUUGAGGGUAUGCAAGAAUCCGGUGUCCAGGCGACAGCUAAGCACUGGAUUGUCAAUGAACAAGAGCUCAACCGAGAGACUAUGAGCUCAGAUGUGUCGGACCGAGUGCUUCGCGAACUCUAUGUUUGGCCAUUCAUGGAUGCUGUCCACAGCAAUGUUGCGGCCUUUAUGUGCAGUUACAACAAGGUUAAUGGAACUUGGGCCUGCGAGAGCGACGGCGUGAUGAACAAGCUCUUGAAAGACGAACUUGGUCACCGUGGGUACAUCAUGAGUGACUGGAAUGCCCAACACACGACGACUGGUAGUGCGAACGGCGGAAUGGACAUGACCAUGCCCGGCACCGACUUCAGUGGGGGCAACGUCUUCUGGGGCCCACAGCUCCAGUCCGCUAUCGACAAGAAACAGGUCCAACAGAGUCGCCUUGAUGACAUGGUCAAACGCGUACUCGCCUCAUGGUACCUCGUUGGUCAGGACAAGGGCUAUCCCAAUGCCACCUUCAGCUCCUGGAACAUUGGCACUCGUGAGGUCGGUGGCAACCACAAGACUAACGUCCGUGCUACGGCUCGCGAUGGUAUCGUCUUGUUGAAGAACACGAACGCUACAUUGCCCUUCAAGAAGCCCAAGAGCAUCGCUGUCAUCGGAAGCGACAGCAUCGUUGCGCCCAAGGGAGCUAACGCAUGCGUUGAUCGCGGAUGCAACGAUGGCACGCUAGCUAUGGGUUGGGGCUCUGGAUCAGUGGAGUUCCCCUACCUCAUCGCUCCUCUCGAUGCCAUGAAGACACAAGCUCAGAAAGACGGCACGACCAUCACCUCUUCACCAAACGACAAUGCGCAGCAGGGGGCUAGUGCAGCUCAAAAUGCUGAUGUAGCUGUCGUGUGCAUCAAUAGCGAUAGUGGCGAGGGCUACAUCACCGUUGAGGGCAACGCUGGCGACCGAACUAACCUGGACCCGUGGCACAACGGAAACGAGUUGGUCAAGGCAGUUGCUGCCGUCAACAAGAAGACCGUUGUCGUGGUCCACAGCGUCGGCCCCGUCAUCAUGGAACAAUGGAUCGACAACCCGAAUGUAGUAGCUGUUGUAUGGGCAGGCCUGCCAGGUCAGGAAUCCGGAAACGGCCUCGUCGACAUCCUCUAUGGCGCUGCCUCGCCAAGCGGCAAGCUCCCCUACACCAUUGCAAAGAAGGAAUCAGACUACGGUACCACCAUUGCUAGGGGUGACGACAAGAACUGGGACCUCUUUAUCGACUACCGUCGUUUUGACCAGCAGAACAUCACACCCAGAUUCGAGUUUGGCUUCGGUCUCUCUUACACCAACUUCACCUACUCCGACCUCAGCGUCUCAGGCAAGCCCUCGGCUGGUCCCGCAACCGGUGCCAAGGGUCCCGGAGGCCCUGUCGAUCUCUUCCAGACGGUCGCAACCAUCACAGCCAAGAUCAGCAACUCCGGUGGUGUUGCAGGUGCAGAAGUUCCACAAUUGUAUCUCGGCUACCCUGCGUCGACCAACUCGCCUCCCAAGCAAUUGAGGGGUUUUGCGAAGCUCAAGCUGGCAGCUGGUGCAAGCGGAACUGCUACUUUCAAGCUGAGGAGAAGGGAUAUGAGCUUCUGGGACGAGAAGACCAGGAAGUGGAGCGUUGCGACUGGAGAGUACCAGAUCUUCGUAGGAUCAAGUUCCAGAGAUGUGAGGCUGACAGGCAAGAUCACUCUGCCACCAAACGAAUCACUAUCUCUCCUCACAUCUCCGCUCAUCAUGUUGUCGCAAAUGAUCAAGCCUUCCACCAUGCGGUCCGCAGGGUUCCUGGGACGAAUGACAAAGACCCGCGUACAGGCACGCUGCCUCGCUACUGUGGAAGGAAACACACAACGUGCCAUUCCUACUCCCAGCAUGCGCAGGGCCACAGCUGUCUCCAACGAGCCCGCGACCUUCACCAUCAAGAACGGCCCCAUCUUCGAAGGCAAGUCCUUCGGAGCCAAGACGAACAUUUCCGGUGAAGCCGUCUUCACAACCUCUCUCGUCGGCUACCCCGAGUCCAUGACCGACCCCUCCUACCGUGGCCAGAUCCUCGUCUUCACACAACCGCUGAUCGGCAACUACGGCGUCCCCUCCAACGCUCGCGACGAGCACGGCUUGCUCCGAUACUUCGAAUCCCCACACAUCCAAGCCUCUGGCAUUGUCGUCCAGGACUAUGCUCUGAAGCACAGCCACUGGACUGCUGUAGAAUCGCUUGCACAAUGGUGUGCCCGAGAGGGUGUCCCCGCCAUCUCCGGCGUUGACACUCGUGAGGUUGUAACAUACCUCCGUGAGCAGGGUUCUUCUCUUGCUCGUAUCUCCAUCGGCGAAGAGUACGAUGCCGAUGAGGAUGAGGCGUACAUUGACCCUGAGGCUAUCAACCUCGUGCGUCGUGUAUCGACCAAGGCUCCCUUCCAUGUCAGCUCUUCCUUGGGCGACAUGCACGUAGCUCUGAUCGACUGUGGUGUCAAGGAGAACAUCCUUCGCAGUCUCGUCUCCCGCGGUGCCAGCGUCACCUGCUUCCCCUUUGACUACCCCAUCCACAAGGUCGCCCACCACUUCGACGGUGUCUUCAUCUCCAAUGGCCCUGGUGACCCAACUCACUGCACCACCACCGUCCACAACCUCCGCAAGCUGUUCGAGACGUCCCAAAUCCCCGUCAUGGGCAUCUGCAUGGGUCACCAGCUCAUCGCCCUUGCUGCCGGUGCAAAGACCAUCAAGCUCAAGUACGGUAACCGUGCUCACAACAUCCCGGCUCUCGACCUCACCACUGGCAAGUGCCACAUCACUUCGCAGAACCACGGAUACGCAGUCGACCCAACUACCUUGUCCAGUGAAUGGAGGGAGUACUUCACCAACCUCAACGACCAGUCCAACGAGGGUCUGAUCCACAACUCGCGUCCCAUCUUCAGUGCCCAGUUCCAUCCCGAAGCCAAGGGCGGCCCUCUUGACUCUGCCUACCUCUUCGACAAGUACAUGGAGAACGUGCAGCAGUACAAGAACCACCAGUCCAACUUCUCUGAGAAGAGCAACAAGCCCAGCCCUCUUCUUGUAGACUUGCUGAGCAAGGAGCGCGUUGGUUGCCACCCCGAUGCGCCAGACUUUGAAGGUCACGCAGCGGGUAUGGACAGCCAGGAGAUUACGGUGGGCGGACCCGUCGCCCCUUCUUACCAGCCUAUUACACAGAAGCCUGUUGCGUCCGCUGCUUAG